AUGCUGGGGAGGAAGUUUGCCAAACCACCGGUCAAGGUGGCCUGUCUGAAUUGUCGGGUUUCGAGGAUCCGAUGCGACGGGCGGAAGCCCUGUAGCCUUUGUACAUCCAAAGGCAAAGAAUGCUCGUACGUUCCCAGCAGACGUGGAGGCCCCCGCAAAAAAAGGCCUCAAAGCCAUUCUCCCGAACAUUACACACCUCACGAUGAUGCGCAUCACCCAGAAUCGGUGUUUGACACCGGCUUGGAGAAAGGCUUCAUGUUUGACCAAUUCGAUUUCUUAUCUGUACCAGCGGCGGGCUUGCACGCUUUGGAUCCAAUGGAUCUCUCUCCCCCUUCUCAGCCCUCCGACACUGCCGAAAGUGAUCAACUUCUGAUGCAAACUGAUUCAGUAGCAUCACACUAUAGCAAUUUUCCGAAGUUCCUGGUAAGAACUUACGGGAGUGAGCCACAGAUACUCAACGCGUAUUACGACUUCAUCCAUAACUACUUCCCUAUUUUACCACCCAGGGUGUCACCACCCAUGCCUGAUCAGCCAAUUGAAGACCAUACUCCGUAUACUGUAUUCCCCCCUAAAAGCCCAGCAAUGCUCUAUGUGCCUCAAUCCCCCUUGAGCCUCGCUAUAUCAGCAAUUCUAGCUUUGAUUCCGCACCCUGAGGACCCGGAGCCACUCUCUGAGAGCUCCGUUAUUCAACGAAGGGCAUAUGCACACACAUUUGCUACUCUUGCAAGCUCGAAAGCAGAAGAAGAUUUGGACUAUGAGUCCUCAUGCGAUCUAAGCCAAGCGCUACCCAACCAACAGCCCUCGAUUCCUCGGGGAAGAUUCCAUGAUCACACAUCGGUGGAACUUGAAAGUCUUUUGGCUUUGCUAGUACUUUCGGUGUACGAAUAUGCGCAGAGAGGAAAUGUCUUGAAGAUGAAGUCUCGCGCUGGCCAAGCCUUGUCUAUUGCCAUGGGUAAAUCCCUUGAUCGUUGGAUGGUCGAAGAUGGAGAUUCAGAAGCUCGAAGAAGAGCUUGGUGGAUGACGUACUACUGCUUCGUCCAAUGCUCCAUUGUCAACGCUACUCCUCUUACCAUCACGAUCAACGACCCUGAAUUCAAAACUCCAUAUCCAACGUUUUCGUCAGAUAAAGAGGGUUGGUCAAUCCUGAUACAAACACAACAACUGCUGGUCUCUGCCACUCAGUACAUCACCGACCUCGACAGAGCAAUUUCGUUCCGAACAAGCCUCAACCCUGUCUUCCAGGAAAUGCAAAGACUUGAUACCUGGGCAAAAUCCCUACUCGUGCAAGUCGACCAGCUUCCAACUCUCGCAGACAAGCCCGACGGAAGCGAAUACCACGAGAUCAUCACAGCCAAAAGCGUUCGCGCGAUGUCUCGAAUCAAAUUAAGCAGUGCCCAUAUCAAGAUCCACCGAUUCCGAGCCUUCUCUGAUAUCCCAAUUUUCAUCAAGAAGCACUGCGAUCUCGCAGUCGCUUACACAGACGAUUCAAACACCCAAACAGAUGGAAACGCUGUGGUAUCUCAGGCCGAGACAGAAAACCCGUCAUGCUCAUGCAGCAGUUUGAAGCCAUUCCAAAAUGCCUCUUCUGUCGAGUCAUCCUUCCAGUCUGUCCAUUCGAACCCGGUUUCUUCGACUAUACGGGGGCCUUUCCUGCCAGAGUUCCCUUACAGCGUCCAGGAAUCCACGAGGAUCUGUUAUCGAGCUGCAAUUACCAUUUCGAAAAUGUUUGAGAGUCUGCCCAUCCCACAUCCUUUGCAGAAGUCUUAUCGGCAACAGCUCAUUGGCGGGAUGCUUCCUCGAACAAUGCCGUCUUUUGCCUGUUGUCUCAUGCAAAGCAGCUACGCAAUGCUCAUGUUGUUCUAUAAAGCUCGUGUGGGGUUGGGUGUGAAUUUCGGUUCAGGAUCAGAUCAAGGAAGUACCGUCCCUUCACAUGCAGAACACAUAACUGAGCUUCGGAAUGGUCUGCGGCGGACGAUCACUGCGGCUGCGAAUUACUCGCAAGCCUUUGAGGCGUUGAAUGGAAUGAAAGGCAAGUUGGAUGAAAUUCGGGGCGCAUAUGAGACUGCUUUCCCUGAAGACUUUGUGGACGAAAGAGAUGCUGGUGCUAUUUCUGCGAAUAGUAGUACAGUGGCAUGGGUGUCAGGAGCUAUUGGAUAA
Messenger RNA from Penicillium nucicola, 2157 nucleotides. RefSeq lists its product as uncharacterized. The coding region runs from base 1 to 2157 and encodes 718 amino acids. The transcript is spliced from 10 exons. Gene Ontology annotation, molecular function: zinc ion binding; DNA-binding transcription factor activity, RNA polymerase II-specific. The record is from RefSeq and is a predicted model, not a curated record. NCBI's taxonomy places the organism in Eukaryota, Fungi, Ascomycota, Eurotiomycetes, Eurotiales, Aspergillaceae. Gene Ontology annotation, biological process: regulation of DNA-templated transcription.